AUCUUAACUGUCUAUGAUAACCUAAACUUUGUUUUCAGGUUUAAACAUGGUUCAACGCCUGACAUACCGUCGUAGGUUGUCCUACAACACGACAUCCAACAAGACUAGGCUGUCACGAACUCCUGGUAACCGGAUUGUGUAUCUCUACACCAAGAAAGUUGGCAAAGCCCCCAAGUCUGCCUGUGGCAUCUGCCCAGGAAGACUCCGUGGUGUGCGUGCUGUCAGGCCCAAGGUUCUGAUGAGGCUCUCAAAGACUAAGAAGCAUGUCAGCAGAGCUUAUGGUGGUUCCAUGUGCGCUAAAUGUUUGCGUGACCGAAUCAAGCGUGCUUUCCUUAUUGAAGAGCAGAAGAUCGUUGUCAAAGUACUGAAGGCACAGGCACAAAGCCAAAAAACGAAAUAAAUGUUUGAUUUGUACCAUCAAUAAAAUAAUUUAAAAGGA
Polyodon spathula (Mississippi paddlefish) is the source of this 439-nucleotide messenger RNA. RefSeq names its product 60S ribosomal protein L34. Gene Ontology annotation, biological process: translation. Gene Ontology annotation, cellular component: ribosome. The record is from RefSeq and is a predicted model, not a curated record. NCBI's taxonomy places the organism in Eukaryota, Metazoa, Chordata, Actinopteri, Acipenseriformes, Polyodontidae. Gene Ontology annotation, molecular function: structural constituent of ribosome. The transcript has 4 exons. The coding region runs from base 47 to 400 and encodes 117 amino acids.